Messenger RNA from Thunnus maccoyii (southern bluefin tuna), 971 nucleotides. Its product is annotated as receptor-transporting protein 3-like. The record is from RefSeq and is a predicted model, not a curated record. Gene Ontology annotation, biological process: protein insertion into membrane; protein targeting to membrane. Bases 113 to 592 code for a protein of 159 amino acids. NCBI's taxonomy places the organism in Eukaryota, Metazoa, Chordata, Actinopteri, Scombriformes, Scombridae. The transcript has 2 exons. Gene Ontology annotation, molecular function: olfactory receptor binding.
UCAAAGUUUCUCAACCAGGUCAUAAAGUCAUUCUCACACACAAUUGUUUGUGUACUAUAAAGACAGAUCAGCUGUCUCUUUGUCAGCGACUAGCACCUUUAAUUCUCACAGGAUGGCACAACCGGACUGGACAUGUAUCUUCCAGAUUAAAGCAAACGAUCUCAAGAAAGGAGACUCUUGGCGUCUGGAGUUUGAUGAAAAUAUUGAGCCUAACAAUCCAAACCGGGGCUGGAAGCAGUACAUCAGGAACACAGGUGCAAGGUUCGAAUGCACCAAGUGUAGAAGAAGCUGGUCUUCAAACCGGGUGAUGGUGGUCUUCCACAUGCGCCUUACGUGUGGGCAGGGCAUUGUCAAGGUGAGGCCCUUCCGUCAGAACUGCAAGACAUGCAGCGCAGCUCCAAUGGAGAAGCCUAGCGUCACCUCUGAGAACAUUAACAUCCUCCUAGAGAAUCUGAUGGAGAAGAUAAGAAUAAAGUGCUACCAUGAAAACCUGGGUCGAAAGAAGAGGACUUUCAGGAGCUUUGAUGUCAAAAGACCCCAUGAGCCUUCUCAUUGUGAGGCCUGUAUUCGAGGCAUCUGUACAAAAAAUUGAGCUUGUGUUACUUUUAAUUAAGCUUUUUAUUAUAAUAAAGAAAUAUAAUGUUUGUCUCAGACUGUCUUGUAUUUAUUCUUGAGGUUCUAUGACUUCAUCAACUCAAGCUCAUGGUAGCUCUAGCUCCCUCUGAUUGAUAUCAAAGAAAAUCCAAGCCUCCCAAUUUGUCAGGUUUUGGCCUUGGAAUGAUCUUCAGCAUAUGCUAAAAAUCAGUAUUCUACUAACCUAUGGACCAUUUAAUAUGAUGAUCACAAACCUUUAUGUUUCAAUAUGUAACUGUUUUAACUGAUUUUUCUUUAUUCUCACCUAUGUUUUGACCUAUUUAUUUUUAACUUGUCUGUUACUCGACAUCUUUGUAAUGGAGGGCAACCUUAAUGGU